Molecule: messenger RNA, 1383 nt
Organism: Xyrauchen texanus (razorback sucker)
Lineage: Eukaryota; Metazoa; Chordata; Actinopteri; Cypriniformes; Catostomidae
Gene: crfb15
Product: cytokine receptor family member B15
Exons: 7
Coding region: 113-1180 (355 amino acids)
Molecular function (GO): protein binding
Source: RefSeq, a predicted model, not a curated record
GAAGCUCAGAUUACUGGCUGUCAUAUUCUUUGUGACAUGGGAUAUUCACCACUGUAAUACCGAAAUAACUAAAUUGGCUGCCCCCCGUAAUGUGACAGUGACCUCUAUCAAUAUGGGUGCAGUUGUAGAAUGGACAUCUCCACACAAUUCCAAGAGUAACGUGACUUACACUGCAAGAUACCUCCUAAGAAAUGAAAAGAUUUAUCUUUGUAUGAACACCAAAGAGCUCAAAUGUGAUGCAGGAAAGCUACCAUUUGCGUUCGGGAGCUACAUUUUCCAAGUGCGGGCAGAGGAUCAGGGGCUAUUCUCUGAAUGGGUUAACACAUCAGAAUUUGCACCUAAUAAGCACACUUCCAUAGGACCCCCUUCUGUGUAUCUUGUCAUCAGAAAUAAUACCUUGGAUGUGCUUGUUCGAGACCCAGUGCUAAAAAUAAAAAAACUUGCAGAAAUUUAUUCUAAAGUGUCCUACAUCAUCAAAUACUGGACCGAAGGCUUUGAAGACAUGGUGACGGAGAAGAAGAUUAAUAAAGAAGACCAAGAAGACGAUGUUAAAUGGCGCAUUAAAGGACUAAACUUAUGGAGCAGAUAUUGUGUUACGGCGUGUGUGGUACCCAAAGGCUACAGAAAUAAGCCAGAGUUCAGUAGUGCUGUAUGUGUUAGCAAUACACCUGUGUUGACCAGCUGUGUGAUCGCUGCUGCCAUCCUCCUUCCUUUGGUGAUCCUGGCCGCCUGGUUGGCCUAUAAAGGGAAAAGAUUCCUUUAUCCCAAAAUCAAAGUACCAGAUUCCAUUACGAAUCCAUUUGUACCAUCAUUUUUGACUGUUGAGCCAGUGCACCACACCCCACAUGAGAAAGAACAGCAUGAUAAAAUAAGUGCCAUUUCUGAGGACCAUCUGCAUGAGGAACUCAGUGAGAAAACCAAAAACACAGAGGACAAGGUCUUUGAGUUGUUGUGUGAUCAUGGCCCAAUACAAGAGAUGGAAGAGGACUACAAGCUUCUGAAUCAAAUGCAACCUGCACCUACUUUUUACCCAAACCAUCUCUACCCAUUAUGUACGAAGAACACGCUAUUCACUCAUCUGAAUCCACCCCGCUUUGCAAGCUCCACUGGUAAUCAACAUUACUACUGCAACUUAGCAGCGACCAACUCUGAUCUUAAACGUACUAAUUGCGCUUUCUGAAGUCACUAACCAGUUGAGAUGCAUUUGAUAAAGGAUGAUCUCCUUUGACAAUCUACAGCAAAUAUUCAAAACAACAUUGUUAUAUUAUGUCUAUAGAAAAUAAUUUAUUGUAUAUAAUAUUGUUUACUUGUGUUGGUAAUUGUCUGAUUUUAUAUAAACUUAUUUUCAUUUUAAAAAUGCCUUAUCACUUAUUUGUCACAAUA